AUGCUGCAACGAUUACCAAAUAAAUGCAAGGAAGAAUAUUAUAAAUUCAUUCAAAUUGGAAAUGAAAGAUAAACAUUUAUUGAUAGUGAUUUUGAUUAUACAGAUUAAAAUAGUCAAAUACAAUUCUUAAGAAUAGGGUCUCUUCAAUUAAAUAAGAAUAUUUAACCAUGUUCUGAAUUCAAAAGAUCUUAAUAUUAUCAAGAUAAUUCUCUAAUCAAUGCAUUUAAUAUUCUAUAGAAAGAUAUUCAAUUUGUUAAGAAUAUUUAUUUAAAUUUAAAUUCCCUUUAUGGAGUUUGGUUAAAUCUAUAAGGAGAAUGGCAUUUAAUAAAAAUUGAUGAAAAAAUACCUUGUUAUUUAACAGGCAAUAUUUAAAAGCUAGCAACCUUAGAAUGUGAAUGUGAAUGGCCAAUUAUUAUAGAGAAAGCAAUAGUUAAGGUAUUGGGAAAGAAUUAUGAUAUUUUGAAUAGAUUAAUAGAGGAAUCAAUAGAAUCUUUUAUGUUUGUAAUUUUUGUAUUUGAAAUUAGAUGUUGAUUGGAUAACCAAUAAUAAAGGUUAGUACAGAAGAUAUUAAUAACUUAAAAAAUGUAAUUAUAUCUCAAAUGUAAUUUCAUUCUUUGUUGUUUGCUGUUCAAAAGUAAAAUGGUUUAGAAUGUGGUUAUGUAAUUCAAGCAAUAGUUAAAGGGAAUAUAAAAGAAUAAGAAUUGAUUUAGAUGAGAGCUGCAAAUAGAAAUUUAGUUAUUUAAGGAUGUAAUAAAUCUUAUUUUAUAUAGAAUAGUAAAUCUAGAAUGAUAAAUGCAUAUUUUUUUUAACAUUCAAAUAAUUUUCAGAGAUAUUUCCAGAAUUAUGUAUUAUUUAACAUCAUCCUAAUUAUUAAUGGAAUUCUAAAGAAUUAAUUUAAUAAGAGAAAAGAGAAUUCUAAUAAUAUAUUGAAAAUACUUAUUGUUAUGAUUUUGAUAUCAUUUAAGAAUCUCAUCUUUAUAUAUCAAUCUGUUAAAGAGAUUAAAAUUUCAAUUCUAAUUAAUUAGUAUCUCCAAUUAAAUAUGGAUUAAUUCGAAUUUUAAUUUCAAAAAAGAAUGAUGAUUAAUAUGAAUUUUUAACUGGAGAUUACAAUAUUAAAUAGAAUGUUUGUUUAGAUAUAUAAUCAUUAGCUUAAGGUUCAUAUACUCUAUUUUGUUAAGCAUAUUUUUAUAAUUAAAUAGAGAAUAAUCCAAAAUUACAAUAAGAAUAAUAAAGAUUGUUUGUAUAAUAUUUUGGAUCUUCAGUACCAGAUAAUCUUAUAAUAAAUAAAAAUGAAAUUUAAGAAUAAAGUAAAUUAAUGUUAGCCAGUUUAGCUAUAGCUAAUGUAAAUGAAGAAAAUACUAGAACAUAUGAAUAAUUGGAAUAACCAGAAAUAUAAGUUACUACAUAAAUGAAUCUAGGAAUGUUAUACUUUUAUUAUAGAAAUAUGGGAACUACAAAAAUAGAAGAGGAAGUUAUAUUUGAUAAUUGUGAUAAUAUUAUUGAUUACGAAACUAUGAAAACAUUAAAUAAAUUUAAUGUUACUGUACCACCUCAUAUUGAUUAUCUAAAAUUGUAUGUUUAUGAUCCCUUUGUUAUAUUUAAUGAAGAUUAGCCUAUCUUUUAAUACUCAUGUAAUAUUAAAUCUCUUGUACAUUCAUCAAAGAAAACAUUAAUGGCUCAAUCUACAAAUUUUAGUAAAAUAAACAAUAAAUAAUCUAUAUUUGAAAGUACAGCUAACAAUCCUUCCUUAGAACUUAUAACAUAUAUGAAAGAGAAUGCUAAGUAAGCUACAAGAAUAUGGAAUAAUAAUCACAUCGAUGUAUAGAUGUAUAUUUAUCAACAUUAAGAAGGUAUAAAUGAUCACUAUUUUCAAAGGUGUCAUAAUUCUAUAUUUAAAUAAUACACAAAAUAUAUAUGAAGAGAAGUUAACAUUUAUAUUAGAUAAUUUAACUAUCAAUUGUACUGCUUCUCUUAGAUAAGGAAAUUCAGUUUUUUUCUAAUUAGAUUCAUAUGCUCAUCUUUUUAUCUAUUUAGAUAUUAUAGAUAUUAAAAAGCCUUACUCACACAAAAUUUAAUGUAUUUAUACACAUUACAAAGAUAUUUGA
Messenger RNA from Paramecium pentaurelia, 2105 nucleotides. The record is from the annotation of a GenBank genome assembly. NCBI's taxonomy places the organism in Eukaryota, Ciliophora, Oligohymenophorea, Peniculida, Parameciidae.